Messenger RNA from Dalotia coriaria, 524 nucleotides. RefSeq names its product COX assembly mitochondrial protein homolog. Bases 117 to 500 code for a protein of 127 amino acids. The transcript has 2 exons. The record is from RefSeq and is a predicted model, not a curated record. NCBI's taxonomy places the organism in Eukaryota, Metazoa, Arthropoda, Insecta, Coleoptera, Staphylinidae.
ACAACCUGUGUCACGGAGAAUUUUGGACGAACAAUGUAGGAACUGAUAACGAAACAGAAACUGCCGAAAACGAAGGUCGCCGUAUAACAGAUUAUGAAGUCAGCUGGCAGCAUGCCAUGAAAAGGGGCAUAAUGACAAGAGAAGGAGUUCUUCCUGAUAGACAUGGCGGUGGCCCACAUGGCCUCGGUGAUCCUAAUGACCGUUCAUUGCGAAAAGUCGAAAUCGAAGUGAUGAUCCCAAAGAAAAUGCGAGACAUCGCCAAGACAGAAAAAUGCCCUGAAGAAGUCCUGCAAUUCUCACAGUGCUGCAGUAAAAACUCGCUGUUGAUGGUGCUUUCCUGUCGCAAUGAAAACAGCGCACUCAAGGAUUGCCUAGCAAAGUGGUAUCAGAAUGAAGAGUUUAAAACCAGAUGCACCAAUGAGUACCUUGCAGAAAGAAGUGAAUACAGAAGAACUGGCAUCAAACAGAAGCAAAAAGGCAGGUUGCCAGUAUCAAUGUAAAGUAAAUCACAUCUUAUUUAUUAA